UGGACUCAUUACCUCGGAGCAUGAAGCCUUUGCAUUUGAAGUGAAUAGUACUAGGUUCGAGUCUUAGUAUGGAUAACAACAUCAGGAUUCAUGUAAAUAAUGUGAAACUUGCAUCUUUGAUUCGAUUGCCAGUCAUACAUCAAAUAUUACUGAAAAAAUUCUUAUAACUAAAGGUCAUAUGUAGAAGCAGUUCACUUUGAAUGCAUGUAUUACAAUCGAGACUGAUUAAUCCCAGUCCUCAUCACAAAAACAGGAAAUUUCAAACCAUACUAAAUCCAUGUACAGAUGCCAGUCAUUAUCAACUAUCAACUAAUGAAUACGUUUACAUUACAAAAAUUAUUUUUUGUUAUUUUAACAACUUUCUAUUUAUCACUACCAUGGAUCAUAUCCAUAGUGAAUACGUUGCCAACAACAAAUAACAAUGAUCCAAAUAUUUUGUAUCGUUUAACACCAUCAUCAUCAUCAGCAGCAGCAGCAGGAGCAGCCGCAUCAUUAUCACAUCAAAAUGGAGGUGGAGAAAGAAUUUAUCUACCGGAAGAACUUCUUGCACAACUAUCAAAUGAACCAUAUAUCAAUUCAUUGUAUUUACCAAAACGUGCUGCUUACAUGGAUUUACCAUGGGGUAAACGUGCUUUAGCUAAACGUGCAGCUUAUAUUGAUUUACCAUGGGGUUAAUUGUGAAAUUGAUUUAACAUUUAUAUUCAAUUACAUACAUAUAUACUUUAAUAAUGCAUACUAAAAUAUUCAUUGAGAACAAUCUAUCCAUCAGUCAUUAUAACUAAUCAUUGAUAGACUAAAGGUGAAAUGUGAGAUUAUUGGAAAAUUAAAACUGUCGUUUUAAAAAUCGAUAUUUCAUAAUUUGUUUGUUCUAUGAAAACUUUAUACUUUCAACAACAACAAAAAAAGAAUCUACUGAAACAAUCUUUCCUAGUGUUCAUUUUAAACAAUGAAUUAGUUCUUCAAUCAAAUAAUUAUUAUGUCCUUU
Messenger RNA from Schistosoma bovis, 985 nucleotides. The record is from the annotation of a GenBank genome assembly. Lineage: Eukaryota; Metazoa; Platyhelminthes; Trematoda; Strigeidida; Schistosomatidae.